This is a messenger RNA of Photinus pyralis (common eastern firefly), 5845 nucleotides long. It is a transcript of the gene Cirl, whose product is annotated as latrophilin Cirl. Gene Ontology annotation, cellular component: membrane. Lineage: Eukaryota; Metazoa; Arthropoda; Insecta; Coleoptera; Lampyridae. Gene Ontology annotation, molecular function: carbohydrate binding; G protein-coupled receptor activity. The record is from RefSeq and is a predicted model, not a curated record. The transcript has 14 exons. Gene Ontology annotation, biological process: negative regulation of angiogenesis; adenylate cyclase-activating G protein-coupled receptor signaling pathway; cell surface receptor signaling pathway. Bases 1 to 3822 code for a protein of 1273 amino acids.
AUGUUUUUCAAUACUAGAACCAUCUAUGAAUUAGGACGAUACGAAACUGCUUACGCCUGCGAAGGGAAAACGCUAAAAAUCGAGUGCAAAGAUGGGGAAUUAAUCAAGCUAAUACGGGCGAACUACGGACGAUUUUCGAUAACGAUAUGUAAUGAUCACGGGAAUACCGACUGGAGUGUCAACUGCAUGUCUCCAAAGUCGCUGAGGGUUUUACAUAACAGGUGCAGUCAAGUGCAAAAUUGUAGUAUUCCUGCAAGCACUAACAUGUUUGGUGACCCAUGCCCCGGUACACUAAAAUAUUUAGAAGCCCACUACCAAUGCCUUUCUGCGGCUACGACCACUACAACAAACCGACCGAGUCCACCAUGGUUGAUCACGUCGCAGCCUCCGGUAUGGAGUACUGUCAAACCAACCGCAAGACCUCCACCUCCACUACCAAAAGUGUCACCGACUGUUUCGCCAAAGUCAACAGCAAUAACUUCCUCCACUCAAACGACAACGGCAUCACACAGCCCCCAACCUCUUCCAGUCGAACCGGUUUUAGAUGAUAUUAAUGUUAAAAGUAAAACCAGCGCCUUGCCUGACGAGAUAACGACGAUUCUGGUCACGGCAAGUACACCUAAGAAAGGUGAUAAUAUGCCAUCUUUCGACUAUAAUCCUAUAUCCAGCAAUUAUCCCCCACAAGUAAAGGAUGUAGACAGUUUCAAUUAUUGUAGCCCUGUUACGAUACGAAGCAUUUAUUGGAAUUGGACGAGAGCUGGUGAGCUAAUUAUUCAACCGUGUCCGGGUGGCACCACGGGAUUCGCUCGAUGGAGAUGUGCGUCUUCUGAAAGUGACACCGCUUGGUCCCCUCAAACGCCAGAUUUAAGCGAAUGCAGAUCGGUUUGGUUAACUAGCUUAGAACAACGGUUGCUUAUGGGACGAGAUCCGCUCACGUCAAUUAUUAGCGAUUUAGCUCAGGUUACUAGCAGCAAAACUCUGUAUGGUGGAGAUAUGAUGAUAACGACAAAGAUUAUACAAAAUAUGGCGCAUAAAAUGUCAAUGGACAUACAGACGUUCCCAGAUCCGAGGCAAAGAGAGGCUAUUGUUACAGAAAUGCUAAAUGAUGUGGUUAGGACCGGUAGUAAUUUGCUGGAUAGCUCUCAACAUCCGUCGUGGAGAGAUCUAAGUCACAAGGAGCAAAUGCGCGUAGCUACAUCUUUACUUAUUGGAUUAGAAGAAAAUGCUUUUUUACUUGCCGACACAGUUAUAAGGGAAAAGACUGUGGACCAAAUUGUCAAAAAUAUAAUGCUAUCAGUGAGAGUUUUGGAAACACGAAACGUCCACAUCGAAAGAUUCCCAUCUGACAACAAAUGGAGCUCAAGUAAUGAUUCCAUCGAGUUGCCGCGUGGCGCUCUGUUGGAGAACAGCGAAGGGGGAUUCGUGCGACUUGUCUUCGUUGCUUUUGAUAGACUGGAAGAAAUAUUGCAAUGGCAACCAGAUUCGUUUGACGAUAACUUUAAUAAGAACGUCAGUAGAAUGCUGAAUAGUAAAGUGAUAUCGGCGAGUUUGGGAAAAGGUCGUCACAUUCAAUUGUAUGAACCAGUACGACUAACUUUAAAGCAUUUGAAAGUGGAGAAUGUCAGCAAUCCGUCGUGCGUGUUUUGGGAUUAUACGACCAGUACAUGGUCGGAGGAAGGAUGCCAUGUUUACUAUACGAAUGAGACGCACACCAUCUGCGAAUGUGAUCAUCUUACUAAUUUCGCCAUUCUUAUGGACGUUCAUUCCACCUAUCUUCCAGCAGGACAUCAGAUAGCUUUGCAGAUUAUCACAUACGUCGGUUGCAUAAUUUCAGUAGUGUGUCUUGUACUGGCAAUUAUAACUUUUCAGUUAUUUCGUGGACUUAAAAGUGAUCGUACUACAAUACACUGCAAUCUGUGCGUUUGUUUGCUGAUAGCAGAGCUCUUGUUUUUAGUAGGUAUCGAUCAGACUGAUAAUAGACUAGGUUGCGGUUUUAUUGCCGCAUUUCUUCAUUACUUUUUCUUAUGUGCGUUUGUAUGGAUGUUCUUUGAAGGCUUCCAGUUGUAUGUUAUGUUAAUAGAAGUAUUUGAAUCUGAAAAAUCAAGAUUGCGUUGGUAUUAUUUUAUUGCCUACGGUCUUCCUUUACUCAUUGUUAGUAUAUCGGGAGCUGUUUUUCCAACAGGUUAUGGAACAUCUCGAUACUGUUGGCUACGAGCCGACAAUUAUUUUAUUUAUAGUUUUGUUGGACCAGUUAUAGUAGUUAUUAUAUUAAAUUUAGUUUUCUUAAGUAUGGCGAUUGUGAUGAUGUGUAGGCAUUCAAAUGCAUCCGUUUCUAUGAAGAAUAAGGAACAUUCGAGGCUCGCCAGUGUCAGUGGAAAGGAAGAAAAUGCACUACAAACCAAAUUUCAAGCUCACUUGUCAUGGUUGAGAGGAGCCAUCAUUUUAGUAUUUUUAUUAGGAUUAACCUGGACUUUUGGAUUUUUAUAUCUGGAUAGGGAAUCUGUAGCAAUGGCCUACAUAUUUUCGGUCUUAAAUUCUCUACAAGGCUUUUUUAUUUUUAUAUUUCAUUACGUCCAAAAUGAGAAGGUCCGUAAAGAAUAUCGAAAAUUCAUCCGACGGCAUUCUUGGUUGCCGAAAUGCUUACGCUGCUCUAAAAUGAAUACUGGAGCAGGAAGUAGUAGUGGCAGUACUGGUCUGGGAAAAGAGCGCCGUGCUAGUCUAUAUAUUGGUUCAAAUGGCAAUCCCUCUGCUCCCAAUUCACAUUCCACAGACAAUUCGGUGUUAUCACCACAUGGAACUAGUUUGCAGCGAGGUUGGAGCUCUCGGAGCUGCAACAGUAUGAAUCGCGUGGGCAAAUCUCCUGUACCUACAUCAACUUCGACAGGCAUGGCUACUACUCUUUGUCACACUCACCGCCCCAGUUCAACCACCCCUCCACCGGUUCUCGAACCGCCCAAUACAUCCACCCUGCCGUAUAUUCGCAAUUUUUACAAAAUAUCGACUCAUAAUCCUAACUUGCCUAAGUCUGCUUCCACAUGGGGUCCUUUGAAUAAACCUUUACAUUGGAAGAACAUUUCUUUUAAGUCUUGUAGCAGAGACUCUGGCCAUGGGGGAUCUGAGCAAGAAGAUUCUCCAAGACUGCACACGGUUAUAUUGGAUACGCGUCUAAAUAAUUGUAAAGAUAUGCGCCGUCAGUCGUACGUAUCGGCCGAAUUGAACAACGCGCUCAGCAAUAAUUUACAUCAAGUCGAUUUUGACAACUACGCCGACUCUGUACCGCACCAAAAACAUUUACAAUUACCUCAAAAUCUGCAACCAAACAUAAUGCGUAAGAAGAAUGGAAAUUUUCUACGAUCUGCGAGUCCCUGGAACCACACCUACACUGAAAUACAGAACGGAAGAAUGCGCGGUUUAGUACCCGAAGAUGAUCCGGUCUAUGAAGAGAUUGAACGCAAUGAAAUACAAGUGUCAGAUAUGAGUGAUGAAGAUGGAAAGCGUCAAAGUGAUAUGAGUCGUCAGUCAUCGCGUUCUUACGGAGAUCAUCGGCCUUUAAUUCCAUAUAGUCCGGCAACAGAUAGAAGUAUUCAUUCAUGUUUGGAAGCAGUGACGAAACAUCGCCUUAAGGAACCAAAUCGCUACACAACAGAUAUAGAAGAUUAUCGUAUGUCAAGACAGCAUCUAUACAGAGGUGAUGCGGCACGAUCAUUGGCUGCAGUACUAGACGGUGAAACUGUCAUCUGUCACCUUGAGCCGCCCGAAAUGUAUCCACAUGAUCCUUAUUCCUCCCGAACUCUAGUUUUACCGCAGUAUAGUGAGAGUUAGGAAACUGCCAUUUGCAAGUGUAUAUCUGUGAUUAUAGCAUGAUCAGAUCUUUGAUCAUAUUAGUUAAGUAAGCUCAGUUCGCAUGAAUGAUGGAAAAGUGAUAAUUUUGUACUAGUGAACUAUUUUAAUAUUUAUAAAAAUAUAAAUGCCUCUUUUAUAUGUGAGUUUUUGAGCCAUAAUAAGUAAAUAAGUAAUAAAUUAUUACAGUUAUAGCCAAAUUUGUACUUUAUGCUUUAUUCAAUUCAUUGCUCAUUCAUUUACCGUAUUGUAAAUAGGGUGAACACAUUUCAAUUCAUUUCGUCACUAUUCAAAUGUAAUGUCUUGAUGUUAACGCAAUUUAUAUUUCUUGUCACUAAUCAAACCCGGUAAGGAUUGACACGUUUUUGAAAUUUAUUUUUGUUAUAGAAUGUACGUCGAUUCUUAUCGGACGACAAAUUGAUUUAUUAUCUUAAGCCAUACUGCAAGAAGCACAAUAUAUGUACAUAAAAAUUGACAGAAACUGUUAAUGGUUAGUAUUAGUUAUUUACAGAUUAGUAGUGUUCACUAGCUCUACCCAUUUAUUGUUUGAAUGUGUCCCACCCAAGCAUAUAAAAAAUGAUGUUAAUAGUAUUGAAUUGAUGUUACCGUUGCAGUUUUUAAUUAACAUUCUAAAUUCUAGGUUUUAUUGACAAUACUGCAUUACACCUAAUUGGAGUUACACACGUUGUUAAUUAUUUUGUGCCCUCAAGAUGUGUAUAUAUUGUAUAGUGCUUUGUACAUGUUGAUUAAUUGUUUAAGUUGGUGCACACGUUAUUUAUGCCAUAAGAUUUAUAUAUUAUGACAUAAAUAAACGACGACCCAUUUUAAAAUGUAAGAAAUAUAAAAUGAAUCAUAAGUCUGACCAAUAAAAUUGAUUUUCUUUUUAAGAAAAACAAUGUGAUUUAUUAUAAAAUAAUGUAAAGCAAUUGUUGAAGAUUUCACACAAUCAGUUCCAGUAAAUGUAUGUUUUAAGGCGUCUUGUUUGCACGUACAGAACAAAUUGCAAAAUGCAGGCGAUGAUUAUCCAUGAAACUGGUACUAAUUCAAUGUAGGAAAAGCCCAUAAGUAAUUUAUGUACCUAUGUUUGUUUCAUGUUGUCACCUGUAUCCAUAUAUACACCAUAAAAAUAGUACCUGUUUCGUGUUUAUUUGUCGUACCAUGUCCAACCAUUUAGUAGUGCUGUGUCAAAAUAGUCCCACCAAAACUAGCACAUAGCUCGGUUGGCUAGUGAAGUGAAUGGAAAUCUUUGGGGAUAUUUAUGUGCUAAUUUGAGGUCUUUGUCAACCCUUUCUGUUUAGCAUGCCUAUUAAUGGUAGUUGUUAACCGUCAACACUUUUUGUAAUUUCUCUGUGUUGUGAAGAAUAAUAAAAUUUUACUUCCUUAUGUAAUACCCAAACCUGCUCGAACAAGUCCGAGAGUUCAAAAGUACUGAUGUUAAACAGUCGACGUGAUCAAAUAAAUAUGUUUAUAAAGAACUUUAAUGUGUGUUAAUAAAGAACAUACACAAGUUACUUCAUAUUUAAUGUAAAAACUGUCAUUUGCAGCAGUGUUACCUAUAUUUUCGACAACAUUGUUUUAAAUGGUUGGAGAUGGUAGAUUCAUUCUACAGACGUAAAGUGAGCUAAUGAGACAUUUUGCAUUUGUCGCUGUAAGGACGUCAUUCAUGCACAAGUGGUCUGUUGCUCUCUUCCACCCCUUCAGCUGGCCCUGUAAGGACAUUAGCAAUUGAUUGUGUGAGCAUCACUACUUAAUUUGGGCAAAAAAUACCCUAAAUACUAGUAUUAUUUGUGAGGAAUCACAAAUUCAAAUACAACAAGCCUAAGAGGUCUCCAUUAUGGCUGUGUGGUAGAUCUGCAUAUAGCGUUAAUGUAUGCAAAACAUUUAGGCAUGAUUCGCCAAUAGUGAGAAGUGCCCCUUAGAUUUUGUCUAGAAUACCCCACAGAGCAAGAGAAUGGUAAUGUACUGUACUGUGGUUAGGUAUAAUUAAAGCAACACUGUAUUUUUA